Molecule: messenger RNA, 438 nt
Organism: Enterobius vermicularis (human pinworm)
Lineage: Eukaryota; Metazoa; Nematoda; Chromadorea; Rhabditida; Oxyuridae
Source: the annotation of a GenBank genome assembly
AUGACUGCGACUGCCAUACAGUCUGUACAAGUGUUUGGUAGGAAGAAGACAGCAACUGCAGUCGCGUACUGCAAGAAGGGUAGAGGACUAAUAAAGGUGAAUGGACGUCCUUUGGAGCAUCUGCAACCGGAAAUACUUCGCAUUAAAUUACAGGAACCGUUACUCAUAUUGGGAAAAGAACGUUACCAAGAUGUAGAUAUUCGGAUUCGCGUGAAAGGAGGUGGUCACGUAGCUCAGAUUUAUGCUAUUCGGCAAGCUCUGGCUAAGGCAAUCGUAGCUUACUACCAGAAAUAUGUUGAUGAACAAAGUAAAAAAGAACUGAAGGAACAGUUAGUCGCUUAUGACAGGAAUCUGCUUGUUGCUGACCCACGAAGAAGGGAGCCAAAGAAAUUUGGAGGUUCUGGAGCACGUGCGCGCUACCAGAAGUCAUAUCGUUGA